CUCAGAGAGAAGUUCUGCUCCUUGUCCUUUUCCUAACAAGACUUUCCUAGAUCCUCCCCAAAGCCAAGAUGAGAGUCUUCUUCAGCCUGAUUGUUCUUUGUUUCAUGCUGGCUACAUGUCAAGGGGCAUGCUUUAUGGUUAUGUUUGAACCCCAGCUUAUAAAUGGGAAAGUGGUGUGGCCAACAAAAUGCGUGGAUCCGUAUGAUAGGAAAGAGCAUCCCAUUGGGUCCAAAUGGAACACAGAUGAGUGUAUGAGAUGCGAGUGUCUUAAAGACGGAAUGUCAUGCUGUCACAGGUAUGGUGGUAUUGCCGUAGUGGAAGGAUGCAAAACAGUGGUAAAUCCCGUGACAUGUAAACCUGAAUUCUACAGAAAUGAUGACCCAUCAAAGCGCUGUGAUGUCUGAUCUCUUCACAUGGAGGAGCUGGAAUAAAUCUCUCCUGUAUAAAUGAAACUCAAUAAAUCUCUCA
Molecule: messenger RNA, 468 nt
Organism: Thamnophis elegans (Western terrestrial garter snake)
Lineage: Eukaryota; Metazoa; Chordata; Lepidosauria; Squamata; Natricidae
Product: small serum protein 5-like
Exons: 4
Coding region: 69-404 (111 amino acids)
Source: RefSeq, a predicted model, not a curated record